This is a messenger RNA of Mustela lutreola (European mink), 6128 nucleotides long. It is a transcript of the gene ARNT2, whose product is annotated as aryl hydrocarbon receptor nuclear translocator 2. The transcript has 19 exons. NCBI's taxonomy places the organism in Eukaryota, Metazoa, Chordata, Mammalia, Carnivora, Mustelidae. Gene Ontology annotation, biological process: regulation of transcription by RNA polymerase II. Gene Ontology annotation, cellular component: nucleus; transcription regulator complex; aryl hydrocarbon receptor complex. The coding region runs from base 193 to 2277 and encodes 694 amino acids. The record is from RefSeq and is a predicted model, not a curated record. Gene Ontology annotation, molecular function: DNA-binding transcription factor activity, RNA polymerase II-specific; protein dimerization activity; RNA polymerase II cis-regulatory region sequence-specific DNA binding.
CCCGCGCCCCCCGCCGCGCGACAAAGGCCGGCCCGGGAGGCGGGGGCGGGGCGGGGCGGCGGCGGCGGGGGGAGCGGAGGCAGCGCCCGCCCGCGCCGUCCUUUGUGUGGCGGCGGCGGCGGCGCCUGGGCCCGCCCGCCCUCCGGGGCCCGGCUCCGCGCCGCGCUCCGCCCCGCCCGGCCUCCCGGCAAGAUGGCAACCCCGGCGGCGGUCAACCCUCCGGAAAUGGCUUCUGACAUCCCUGGAUCGGUGACAUUGCCUGUGGCCCCCAUGGCGGCCACCGGACCCGUGAGGAUGGCCGGGGCCAUGCCCGCCCGUGGAGGAAAGCGGCGUUCUGGGAUGGACUUUGACGACGAAGAUGGAGAAGGACCUAGCAAAUUUUCAAGAGAGAACCACAGCGAGAUCGAGAGGCGGCGGCGGAACAAGAUGACGCAGUACAUCACGGAGCUGUCGGACAUGGUGCCCACGUGCAGCGCGCUGGCCCGCAAGCCGGACAAGCUCACCAUCCUCCGCAUGGCCGUGUCGCACAUGAAGUCCAUGAGGGGCACCGGCAACAAGUCCACGGACGGCGCCUACAAGCCCUCCUUCCUGACGGAGCAGGAACUGAAGCACCUCAUCCUCGAAGCAGCAGAUGGCUUUCUAUUCGUGGUGGCGGCAGAGACCGGACGCGUGAUUUAUGUGUCUGACUCUGUCACCCCUGUGCUGAACCAGCCCCAGUCAGAGUGGUUUGGGAGCACCCUGUAUGAACAGGUGCAUCCUGACGACGUGGAGAAGCUCAGAGAGCAGCUGUGCACCUCAGAAAACUCCAUGACAGGCCGGAUCCUGGACCUGAAGACGGGGACGGUCAAGAAGGAGGGGCAGCAGUCUUCCAUGAGGAUGUGCAUGGGCUCGCGGAGGUCCUUCAUCUGCAGGAUGAGGUGUGGAAACGCUCCUCUGGACCACCUCCCUCUGAACAGAAUCACCACCAUGAGAAAAAGGUUCAGGAACGGCCUUGGUCCCGUGAAAGAAGGGGAGGCCCAGUACGCUGUGGUCCACUGCACGGGGUACAUCAAGGCGUGGCCUCCGGCAGGAAUGACUAUCCCCGAGGAGGACGCUGAGGUGGGGCAGGGCAGCAAGUACUGCCUCGUGGCCAUCGGAAGACUCCAGGUGACCAGCUCUCCCGUGUGCAUGGACAUGACUGGGAUGUCAGUGCCCACGGAGUUCUUAUCUCGGCAUAACUCCGACGGGAUCAUCACGUUCGUGGACCCGAGAUGCAUCAGCGUAAUCGGCUACCAACCCCAGGAUCUUCUAGGGAAGGACAUUCUGGAAUUCUGCCACUCCGAGGACCAGAGCCACCUGCGCGAGAGCUUUCAGCAGGUGGUGAAGCUCAAGGGCCAGGUGCUGUCGGUCAUGUACCGGCUGCGCACCAAGACGCGCGAGUGGAUGCUGAUUCGCACCAGCAGCUUCACGUUCCAGAACCCCUACUCCGACGAGAUGGAGUACGUCAUCUGCACCAACACCAACGUCAAGCAGCUCCAGCAGCAGCAAGCGGAGUUGGAAGUGCACCAGCGGGACGGGCUGUCGUCCUACGACUUAUCGCAGGUUCCCGUCCCCAACCUGCCGGCUGGCGUUCAUGAAGCCGGGAAGUCUGUGGAAAAGGCGGAUGCCAUCUUCUCCCAGGAAAGGGACCCCCGGUUCGCUGAGAUGUUUGCGGGGAUCGGUGCAUCGGACAAGAAGAUGAUGAGCUCAGCGCCUGCGGCCGGGACACAGCAGAUCUACUCCCAGGGCAGCCCGUUCCCCCCGGGGCACUCUGGGAAGGCCUUCAGCUCUAACGUGGUCCAUGUGCCUGGCGUGAAUGACAUCCAGUCCUCCUCGUCAACCGGCCAGAACAUGUCCCAGAUCUCCCGGCAGCUGAACCAGAGUCAGGUGGCCUGGACAGGGAGCCGGCCACCCUUUCCCGGACAGCAAAUCCCUUCGCAGUCCGGCAAGACUCAGUCAUCUCCCUUUGGGAUCGGCACGAGCCACACCUACCCGGCGGACCCGUCCUCCUACAGCCCCCUCUCCAGCCCAGCUACCUCCUCACCCAGCGGGAACGCCUACUCCAGUCUCGCCAACCGGACGCCAGGGUUCGCCGAGAGUGGACAGAGUAGCGGGCAGUUCCAAGGGCGGCCGUCGGAAGUCUGGUCGCAGUGGCAAAGCCAGCACCACGGCCAGCAGAGCGGCGAUCAGCACCCGCACCAGCAGCCCGGCCAGACCGAAGUGUUCCAGGUAAAUCCAGCCAGCACAGCCUUCUCGUAGGACAUGCUGCCCAUGCCCGGAGAUCCGACCCAGGGGACCGGCAACUAUAACAUCGAAGACUUCGCGGACCUGGGCAUGUUCCCGCCGUUUUCUGAGUAGCGGCAGGCAGAGUGCGGCCGGCGCUGGGCAGAGCCCCACGCGCGAUGCCGGCCCCCCCCAUGUUGGCGGGGCCCCCCCACACCCUGCUUGCCCCGCCGCGGGACCCCCCAGCAGAAGGCAUCUCACCCCCCCACCACCCCCGGCACAGCACCGCUCAGGCCACGGCCAGGGGUGCCCAGCCACCCGCCGGGAGCCCCGGUAGACAUGGGGGGGCGGGCGUUGUAUUUAUUGUACUUUUUCUGUGUAUGUUUGGGAGGUGAGUCUGCUGGGCCCUCGAGGUCUGGUUGUGAAUAAUGUCGUAGUCGCCCGUGUUCACCUGGAAGACGUCCAGUCACAGUCCCGAGUGCCCAGGCCUGCCUGGGACAUGGGUUUCUUCUUGCCUUCGACGUCUGUGGACAGGUGGGGCUCGGGCGCUGGAAGGGGGGUGAGCAGGACGCGUGGCCUUUGUCGUCCGAGCUAGGACCCAGAGGAGGCCCCCACACCCCGUCCCCGGCUCAGCCAAGUCUGUGUGUGCCUCUGUCCGUCCGUCCCUCGUGCUGUGGGGUGUGUGUGCUCUGUGCAGUGUGACGUGAAUCCCUGUCCCAGUGUGUGUGCCGUGCCCCAUGUGUGUCGUGUGGCCAGAGUAAGCCGCCAGGAUCCAGGGCUGUCGGGCCGGGCAGAGCAGGCUGGCAUUUCAGUGUCCCCCAAGCCCUGGCUGGGAACGAGCUUGUUUCAAUGGGUCCCCUCCCGCAUCCAGGCGCCCCUCUGAGAGGAUGCGGCCACCUCCUCUUCCAGGAGGCCCCCGAGGGAGUGCGGGCCCUUCCCGCUUACCCGUGGGUGUCCCCCACCCGGCUCCCAGCCCACGCCUGCGAGGGCCCACCUUGAGGUCACAGAGCCCGAGGGAAAGCAGGAUGUCCAAGCCUCCCCGUCCUUCUGUGCCUCCUCCCCCAGCACCCGCCGUGGCAGCCACAGCACUCUCGGUGACCCUGGACAGGGGCAGGCGCGGACCCCUGUGCAGAGACAGGCUCUUAGAAACACCUCCCACCAGCGCCUCGUGGGGGCCGAGUGAGGGUCUGUGAGGCACAAGGCCGGGCUUCGCAGUGUGAUUCUGAUACAUGCUCCCCGGGGCCUUGCAUUGCCCAGGGGGGUCUCAUGACGGGAGGAAGAGUGACUCUAGAAGCUUCUGCCCGGCUGAGCCCAUGGUCGCUGGCUUGCUGUGUUUCCCUGUCUCCGUGACCUCGCGUUCCCGUGCGCCAUGCACUGAGGCGGGCUCCCAGCCUCUUGCUUCUGACUUUCCUGACAGCCGCGCGUCUGUUCGUCCCCCUCCUCCGGGGGCUCGCGGACUCCCGUGCGGGGCGGAAGCCACGCUCGCCCCGGGCAGGUGGGGGUGUCCUCCCAGGAAGUCCCCGGAUCCCUCCCAGGGCCUCCAGGCAGAACUUCUCAGGCACUGGCUCAGAAAUACCCCACCCCGGGAUUUCGGAGGGAUUUUGGAAGACCCCGCGGAGUGCGGGGGCUUCUGAGCUGCCUGAGGGCAGAGUGAGCCCAGCCUGCGGGAAGGAGCGGGGUGGGGGGUUGCACGAGCCUCUGCUUUGCUGUGCGUUAAGCGCCAGCCCCGUGGGAGUCCAGAGGGGAUCGCUGUGCCCUGUCUCGCUGGGGGCUACACCGGCAGAAGUCCAGCAUUGUGCGGUGGUCAGCGGUGGCCAGGAGUCAGCUGUGGGUGCUCCCGGCUCCAAGACAGAGUCCACGCGGGCUGAACCGUUCCCAGAGCGGCUCUUAGUCCUGGGACUUGGGUGGAGCCAACCCCAUGCACCGCAACAGUGCCAGAGCCAGAGAGGGAUUCCCCCGUGUGGGCCCUGCCCUUGGGGUCCCCUCCGCCCCCCGCAGCCUGAGCCAACCCCAAGGAGGGGCACGAUCAUUUCCAAGAAAGGUACAGAAAUCACUUUCAGAUCAGAGAAUAAUCUGAUUCAUGGUUUCUCCAUGAAACGGAAACAGACUUUCUGUGGCCUUUCACCUGUGAGUUUGGAAGUUUUGGGCUUUCGUGUUCGUUUUUUUGUUUCCCGGAGAGAACUGGGGGUUUCCUGAGAGGUGCCCCUCAGCCUGACGCUGUGACCCGGGGCUGUGCUGGACACCAGGGGGGUGUGGGAGGGCCGGGAGAGCCUGGUCCCCAACAGCCCUGCGACCACUUCUGUCUGUCCCUGAAGGCUCCAUCUUGGAAGGUGGGGACCGCCGGUGACCGUAGGCCGGGCGUGAUGGGAAUGUCGUGACUGGGCGGCCGGGCUCCUGGCCUCCCAGCCCCAUCCCAGGAGCGCCCACAGGGAAGCCGAUGGCAGUCCGACCGGCUGGUGUGAACGCUCUGGCCUCUCCACUCCCCACCCCGCUCCUUGCUUGUGAUUCCUGGAAGCCAUCCCGUGGCCAGUACAAAAACAGGACUGGAAGGAUCUCUGACCCAAGAGAUGUCACCUCGAGGAAUCUUGUGACACACCAGAAGAAGAGUUCAAGCUGCUGAGGGUCUCAUCCCGGUUUGGAGGAGAGAGCCCCGUGCCAGGCCAGGGCAGCCAAGAGGGGACCGUGCGUGGACCCAGCUGUUGGCGCGUCCUCCAGCCAGGCCCAGCCCAGACUCCUGUCCCGCCGGAGGCGCAGCCCAGCUGGGCCAGGACUCCCUCCCUCACUCCUGCCUGCUCUCCUUGAGCCCGGAGGGUGGGCCUCCCACAGAACAGGCCGGGGCUGCAGCGGCCUGGGCCCUGGGCGAGGACACGAAGCAGCCAUUUUGAGGCUCACCCAAGACUUGGCUAGUGAUGGUGGCCAUGGGCAAGGAGGUUCUAGAACAUUCUACCUAGAUGUCCCUCCCACGAGUUUUGUCUUUAGCUGCGGUUUCAGGGAGUGACAGCACCAUCACAAGCAGCCGCAUUCUCCUCGGCGUCCCGAGACAUGCAAUGCACCCCUACGCUGUUUCACGCGCCCGUUACAGAGUGGGAGCUGCUGAGAGUUGAGGGAACUUCCUUCGGGGGCUCGGACCUCUCGGCCAGUGAAGAGACCAUGUCUCCCCCAGAUUAGCCACAUGUGACCGGGACCUCCCAUACAUGUCCGCUAGCCUUCACCAAGGGACGGGACAACCCCGGGGAACUGAGCCGUGAUCUCGGCCUCGUACGCCCGCCCCUGGGAGCCUCCGAGCUCUGCCCGGCCCACGGGCUCCCUGCCAGUAUGGCCUGUCAUGGAGCCAGACCGACCAAAGUGUUGGUGCGUCACGAGUCAGGGCACAAGUGGGCUUGGCUGUUCCUUGUCGGGGGUCCCUUCCCCCUCCCCCCACCAGCUCCUCGCGGGGUGUGCUGAGGGGCCCCUCCACCUUUCCCUUGGCUGCCCGGGCCCAACCCAACUAGAGAGGCACCCCGCCGGGCUGCAGGCCACUGUUCACCUAGAGAUGUGCCUGGAUCUGGUGGCCAAAGCUGGUGUUGUGGUCCAGCAGCCCCCCAAAGCCUGCGUGGGGCCACCCACUGGGGAGGGGCCAGGCUGGCCGGAUGUGGGGCGACUGGCUCCCCGGGACAGCCUUGUUCUUCGGCGAGGACGGGCUUCGUGGACUCUGUAAGCACGCCAUCAUCUCCCUUGUAGCCUUUCUUCGUAUGGCUGUGAGCUGUGCUGUGGAUACAUCCUCCUGUGUAUUUCUGGAAUGUUCUCUCGGACUAACGGUUAUUGAGUUGGUUGUGUAUAUGUGUAACUAAUGUAACUGCCUUUUCAGAUUUCAUCACAAUAAAGAUGACUUGGCUCUGAACAGUGAA